CACCUACUGCGGUACGGCACGAUGAUCAGAUGACAUGUAUCUGCAUCAUUGCAUGACAGCUCGUUAAUUUCUUCAGGUUAACCAGUAGCACCUGUUCUCUCUCCUUGACACGUUGCCACGUGUACAGUAGCAUCAGUUCAAUCCACCGUGGCUUACCUGCUCCGCUUUUCGGUGGCCGCCGGCCGGCCGCGGUCACGACCUCACGGGGAUCACGCCGCGGCCCACGCCGCCCGGCCCGGUCACUUCGAAACCCCAAUCAUCCGGGAGCCAUCGGAUGAUAUUUUCUUGCUAACUUCUACGGAGUAUACUCUUGUUAGAUGUACGUUGAGCUGAUUUUUUCCUCGACAGACACUUGUGAAUUAGCUCGGGUGUGCUUGUUGGCGGUGUGCUUUGGCGUACUCCACAUUGAUGCCCCCCAUUAAUCCGCUCACAUGUCCACACCUACCCGUCGCCGCACACCUGGCCAGCUGGGGGUCUCCAGCUUUGUUUCCCUUUCCCCGCCUCGCCUCACCGACGCCGCCACGUUGGCCAUGCCGCCGCCACGUCGGCACCCUCCCCCGUGACCUCCCCAGCCGCCGCGCCAACAGCGACGCCGCCUAUAUAUACCGGCCGGGACCGAGAAGGGGUCCCCGUCGAGCCAGCUGAGCCGAGACUAGCUCGACGGCGCCGAUCCAGGGUCACCGCGCGACGACGAUGCCGCUGCAGAACGGCGCGCGGGCCGCGGCGGAGGCGCAGUGGCAGCACGGGAAGCCGGCGGCGCCGCCGAGGCGGCGCGCCGGCGCGGCGGUGGCGCUGCUGCUGCUCCGCGUGGCGGCGCUGUGCACCUCCGCGGCCGCGGCAGCGCUCGCGGCCACCCACGGCGCCGCGCUCCGCCGCGCGCCGUUCCGGUUCCUGCUGGCGGCCGACGCCAUCGUGGCCGUCUACUCGGCGUUCGAGGCGGCCGCCGCGGCGUGGGAGGCGGCCACGGGCGCCACGCUGCUGCCGGAGGCCAUGCAGCUCUGGUUCGACUUCGGACACGACCAGGGCUUCGGGUACAUGGCGCUGGCGGCGGCGGCCGUCGCGGCGCGGGACGCGGCGUCGUGCGGCGGCGGCGGAGGAGGGCGGGAGUGGAGGAGCGCCGCCGGAGGCGCGGCGGCGUGCGCGCGGGCCGACGCCGCGGUGGCGCUCGGGUUCGCGGGGUUCGCGUUCCUGGCGCUGGCCGCGCUCGUCACCGGCUUCCGGGUCGCCCGCUUCCUCGCCACCGGCUCACGGUCCGCGCCGCCAUCGACCUCCGACUACUGAUCGGGCGUUCCGGUAGAGCUGAUCGGACGAGCCGCUGGUAGGUAGUAGUAUAGCGUGCUGUUGUGUGUGUGAACGGCGAGUGCUAGAGCAAAGUUGCUUUGGCAGCUGAAGAAAAUCAAAGCACAGUGUUGGUUGCCUAUAGUACUAGUUAGUUCUGUUUAGUUUUGUUUGGUUUUACGUGACUAAAGUUUACUCCUGUCACAUCCUAAAUAUUAAAUAUAAGUUAAUUACAAAA
Molecule: messenger RNA, 1516 nt
Organism: Setaria italica (foxtail millet)
Lineage: Eukaryota; Viridiplantae; Streptophyta; Magnoliopsida; Poales; Poaceae
Product: CASP-like protein 4C1
Exons: 2
Coding region: 694-1281 (195 amino acids)
Source: RefSeq, a predicted model, not a curated record